CACCGUAAGGAAAAAAAACACAAUUCUUUGGUGUUGUUUUUAUAACAAUUAACAGAAAAAAGUAAAUUUUAUAUAAAAAUUAAUUACUAAACUAAACAAUGGCUUAUGAUUUAAAAAAAGAAUCAGAUGUCAAAGAGUACAUAGAAAAAUUGGGUGUUGAAUAUCGUUUUGGCUGCUAUUCAGAAAAGAAACCAGAAGUCUGCCACCUUUUGGGCGAUUAUUUGGAGAGCAUUAAGAAAGAUUUCGAAAAAGCCUCCAAAGUUUACAAAUCGACAUGUGACGAUUAUGGUUACGCAAAAUCCUGCUUCAAAUUUGGCAACUAUAGUUUCUUGGGCAAGGGUAAAAGUGGCACUAAGGGUGAUCCCCGGGCAGCUUAUAGUUAUUAUGAGAAGGGCUGUACAUUGAAUGAUUCUGAUUCAUGUUUACAUUCGGGUUUGUUGUUGGUAUCGCGUUCAAUGCCCAAGGAAAUUGAUCGCGAUGUGAGGAAGGGCCUUGAAUUCCUCACCAAAUCGUGUGACAUGAACAAUGCCACCGCCUGUUUCUAUCUAUCGGGCAUGCACAUUUCCGGCGUACAAACGAAACCCGAAGAAAGUCAUCCCGCACCCACACAAACACCAGCUAAAGAAUCCGACUAUAUUGUACAUAAAGAUAUGAAAAAAGCUUUUGAAUUUGCCUACAAAGCCUGUGAACUGCGCAAUAUGUAUGCUUGUGCCAAUCUUAGCCAGAUGUAUGCCCGCGGUGAUGGUACCGAGAAAAACGAAAAGGAAGCUGAAAAAUAUAAGAAAAUGGCCAUGGAAAUGCAAGAUGAAAUUAAGAAACAACAGCAAACUUUACAAUUCCAACAGGGCUUGAAAAAUCCUCAUUAAUCAGAGCAACAACACCAAAAUUUUUCCUAACACCCAACAACUUUAAAGCCAUCACUAACCUAAACUUGGUAUAUGCUGAAGUCCUUCUUGAAAUGUGUUAUAAAUUAACACUAUCAAUCACAAUUUCUUUUAACUAUUUUUCUAAAAAACUAAUCUUUGUAAUCGACAACAAGUUUUGUUAAAAACAUUCUAAAAACCUUUUGUUUUUUAGACAUGUAUGUAAAUAUCCCUCUAUAUAUUUUUUCCUGGUCUUUAGGGUCUUUUUAAAUAAGAAAGAUUUUUAGUAGUUUUUAAUGGCCGCCGUUUUAUUUGACGUGACAACUGUUUUUAUGUUGUCUUUUAAAUUACAAUUUAGAUCACAAAAAUAGAAAACAAAUUAGUUUCAUUUACAAUAUUUUCUAUAUUAAUGUGUUUAAGUUAAAGUUAAUUUUUAAUUAAAUAAAAUAUAAUUCUUGUGUAUUUUG
Lucilia cuprina (Australian sheep blowfly) is the source of this 1330-nucleotide messenger RNA. It is a transcript of the gene Coa7, whose product is annotated as cytochrome c oxidase assembly factor 7 homolog. Lineage: Eukaryota; Metazoa; Arthropoda; Insecta; Diptera; Calliphoridae. Gene Ontology annotation, cellular component: mitochondrial intermembrane space. The record is from RefSeq and is a predicted model, not a curated record. Gene Ontology annotation, molecular function: protein binding. The transcript has 3 exons. The coding region runs from base 99 to 866 and encodes 255 amino acids.